Molecule: messenger RNA, 2666 nt
Organism: Coregonus sp. 'balchen'
Lineage: Eukaryota; Metazoa; Chordata; Actinopteri; Salmoniformes; Salmonidae
Source: the annotation of a GenBank genome assembly
AUGUCCCGGGCCAAGCUAAGAAAGUGGCAAACCCCAACCCAGCUGCCCCCAACGCCCCUCCGCCCACUAACCCAGGAUGGCCUGGUGCGGCCCCCGGAGCCCCCACACAGCCCUCUGCUCCUGGGGGAUUCCCUGGCGGCCCACAGUCUGGGCCAGGGGCCCCAGGGCAGUUCCCUGGAAGUCAAGGACCCUUCUCCUCCGGUCCCGGAGCACCAGGGCAGUAUCCUGGAGCUCCCUCUGCCCCUGGUGGGUUCCUGCCCGGCCCAGGGGUACCGGCACAGUACCCAGCUGGGCCUGGAGCCCCGGGACAGUACCCAGCUGGGCCUGCAGCCCCGGGACAGUACCCACCCGGACCUGGAGCCCCGGGACAACACCCAGCUGGGCCUGCAGCCCCGGGACAGUACCCAGCUGGGCCUGGAGCCCCGGGACAACACCCAGCUGGGCCUGGAGCCCCGGGACAAUACCCACCCGGGCCUGGAGCCCCGGGACAAUACCCACCCGGGCCUGGAGCCCCAGGACAACACCCAGCUGGGCCUGGAGCCCCGGGACAACACCCAGCUGGGCCUGGAGCCCCGGGACAAUACCCACCCGGGCCUGGAGCCCCGGGACAAUACCCACCCGGGCCUGGAGCCCCGGGACAAUACCCACCCGGACCUGGAGCCCCGGGACAAUACCCACCCGGACCUGGAGCCCCGGGACAAUACCCACACGGACCUGGAGCACCUGGACAGUUCCCUGGGCAGUUCCCUCCUGGUGGAGCCCCCGGCCAGUUCCCUGGAGCCCCCAUGCAGUACCCGUCUGGACCCUUCCAAACUAGCCCCGGAGCACCCCCAGGACCCUACCCCAACGUGGCUUACCCAGGAGCCCAGCCUGGUGGGGGGAUGUAUGGGCCUGGAGGUCCAGGAGCUGCCUUCCCUCCUGCAGGAGGCACCUACUCUGGGUUCGCUGGUGGGGCCUUCCCUCCAAUCCCCCCUGGAUCAUGGGGUCCUGGAGGCGGUGGAGGCGGUGGAGGCUUCCCUCCCCAGCCCGGCCACCCAGGGCCCACGGGACCAUACGGGGGACAAGCAGCUCCAGGAGGCAUGCUGGUGAGUAAAUACAUGCUUUUAAAACACCACACAUUGCUGCUUGCUUGCUUCCUGGUGCACUUCUGUCCUAGUCUUCACCGGAGGAUCUCUGUACACGUGGUGUGGCUCUUUUUGUGGGGUUUCCUUGCCUCGUUUUACCUUCCUAAUUUCGCAAGCUAACAUUGAGCGCAGCGUUCAGGAUGGUGGAUCAGGGAUUUGCUGGUCUUGAUCUUCUAGAACCAUCACCGCAAUAACAUUAUAUUGGUCUGAGGUGCACUGCUCUGAGGUAUUUUCUGCAGGGCGCAAACAAGGCAAGGCAAAACAACAGAAUAUAUACAGUUAUAUCAUAAUGUAUCAUUUACAGUUAUAUCAUAUGUAUUCUUGUCUUUCAGCCCAGACAUAAUAUACCAUAUCCACCACAUUUUUGAAAGCACUGAACUCGUCAGAUUUUCAGUCGGAUGAGGACACCACCCGCAGCAUUCACCUUGUGGUUUGGUUUAAGAACUACAAAAUCACCUUGUGGUUUGGUUUAAGAAAAAGCAGCAGCGUUAUUUAGUCUGUGUAAGAGGUUUUUACUAGCUCAUACCUGGGGGAGAAAGGGAACCCAAAAAUGUUUGCUGUCAUUCAAGUGCAAUACAUAGCCUUGGCUUUUGUGAAACGACACAUUUUAUAUUAUUUCAUUAAAGUCACACUUAUCUUUACAAUAAAAUGUUAUGCUACUUUCUAAUAAAGCUAAAUAUAAUUUGGUAGUAAUCCUCCUGUACUUAUGUGUUUGCCAGCAUUGAUGAAAUGUCAAUUGUGUUAUGUAUUUGAAAUAAAAGAACACUAUCACUUGUGUUUUGCAUGUGUUCUGAUUUGUUUUUGCAUUGCAGUGUUUAAAGAAGUCGUUUUGGGAUGUAUGGCCCAUAAAAUGAUAUUACUCAAGAGGUGGUACAACUGGUUGACGGAAAUUACGUUGUUUCAAUUCAUCCAGUUAUUCCUGCUAAGGCUGAUGACUCAUUCUAAUUUAGUCUCAGGUUCUGGUUUGUUUGGUGUAGGGUGUAGUGGAGACUCUUCUAAGGGGGAUGACUCAUUCUUCCAGUGGCGUUUGGAAUGUAGGUGCGGUUCUAGAGUUAGCCAACAGUCAUUUCAUUACUCAUCAUGAUAUAUUUGUAUCAAUAGGGAAAUGUUUUGCAUUUGUAAAGAAACUUUAUUUGUAUUUCUUCCUCGAUAUAAUGAGGAUGCAUCUACUAUGUUUUAAUUACAACUAAGUGACAGUUUUAGUGUCGCCACUGGAUAGUGGUCAAUGGUCAUUUCUCUUGGCACCUGAUAUAACGUCAUUUUAAUAAAGCUCAUAUAUUCAAUAUUCUUACCCAUUCUUUAUGCAAUCCUCUUCCAUUAUUUUUUGAAAUGUGUACUUCUAUUGGAUAUGUUGUUGAUUUUAAAAAAAGACUACUUCUAUUAGUCUAAUCUUUUUGAAUAAAACACUAAGACUGAUGACCUGUGAUGUUAAUGUGCCCUCUGUUUCAGCCAGUGCCCUACGAACUGCCUCUCCAUGCUGGCAUCAUGCCCAGGCUGUUGAUCACCAUAGUAGGGGAACCCAUCCCUGGAGGAGACCGGUAG